GUGAAAUGGUGUGAUUUCAUGGGCGAUUCCACGAGGUCACUCCAGACGUGCGCUGCGUGCCACCGGCAAUGCUCCAAGCUUCUUCUUUGCGGCCAGUGCAAACUUGCUUACUUCUGCAACGCCGCGUGCCAGCGUCAUGUAUGGAAAGCACACAAACCUGUGUGUGUCGCUGUGGCAAAUCCCUGCGUUGACAUGCGCAAGACAGAACGAUGCGGCAACGGUUUGUUUGCCACAAAGGCAUUUCAUCGAGGAGAACUCAUCGUGAUGGAAAAGGCUCAGUUUGUCACGUUCAAGGAGCUUGCUCGACAAAACCGACUGAGUCAAUUCGGGUAUACGCUCACAGCAUCAAAUGCAUCGGAAACAGUUGCAGUGCAUGGACCGAUUCUGUCGAUUCUGAAUCACUCGUGCAUUCCCAACGCAUGGGUCAAGCGCGAAGCAGGACCAUAUCGCAAACUGUAUGCAAGGCGGGACAUUCAAGUUGGCGAAGAGAUCUGUACAUUCUACGACGGCGCGGACACUCCCGACGAAGAAUGCGCGACAAUCGAAAGCCGCAUUGCGAAACGGGCGUCGCUUCGAGACCGAUUUGGCCUCGAUUGUCUCUGUUUGCAUUGUCAGAUGGACGUCGCUUUGAUCGACGAAAGUGCCACCACAAUGAAUUGAGCAGUUCGAAACGGUGUACAAUAAGUCGUGUAUUCCCUACCAAGAUCAUUACUCCACCUUGAAUUCGGCAGAGCACAUGACAUCUUGUCAAAACACGAUGCAUUUCUCGUGUGCCCACGAAAUGUGACGGCUAUUUAGCAAAGUUAUAAACACAUUCGGAUGGUGUCGUACGAGUUGGAGCAGGAAGACAAAGCAGCAG
Messenger RNA from Aphanomyces invadans, 859 nucleotides. RefSeq lists its product as hypothetical. Gene Ontology annotation, molecular function: protein binding. The transcript has a single exon. The coding region runs from base 19 to 660 and encodes 213 amino acids. Lineage: Eukaryota; Oomycota; Saprolegniomycetes; Saprolegniales; Verrucalvaceae. The record is from RefSeq and is a predicted model, not a curated record.